Fraxinus pennsylvanica is the source of this 1581-nucleotide messenger RNA. The record is from the annotation of a GenBank genome assembly. Lineage: Eukaryota; Viridiplantae; Streptophyta; Magnoliopsida; Lamiales; Oleaceae.
AUGAAGCUGCUAUCGGCGUUGCAGCAGCAGGGCCGCCGGAGCAACAGUUUUCGAAGUGCAUCAUCGCCGCUGGACUCUUCCGUGGACGGUGGAGUAAAGUCUAAGGCAACGAUUUUUUGGCUACUGUUACAUGGUCUUUGCUGUCUUAUUAGUCUAGUCCUUGGUUUCCGAUUCUCCCGUUUGGUAUUUUUCCUCAUUUUUUCUACCUCCUCCCCCUCCACUACCACCACCACCACCACCAGGGCCACCGUCAAUCUCUAUUCUGCUUUCCACAAUUCAUUUCCAUCUACCACCACAACGUCGAAGCCGGCGGUGAAUGGUGCGACGGCGGAGGGGAGUCGAGUUGUGGUAGGGAGGCACGGGAUACUAAUACGGCCUUGGCCGCAUCCAGAUCCGGAGGAGGUGUUGAAGUCUCACUGGAUAAUCGACAGGGUUCAGAGAGAACAGAGGCUGCAGUAUGGAGUGAAGAGCCCUAAAACUGUGAUUGCAAUCACGCCGACGUACGUUCGGACCUUUCAGACGCUUCAUCUAACUGGCAUUAUGCAUACUCUGAUGAAUGUGCCCUAUGAUCUGAUCUGGAUUGUCGUGGAAGUUGGUGGCGCCACCAAUGAAACGGCCUCGUUGAUUUCAAAAUCAGGCCUCAAAAUAUUCCAUAUUGGAUAUAAUGUGAAAAUCCCGAUUUUAUGGGACGAUCGGCAUAAAUUAGAAGUGCAAAUGCGACUACACGCCUUAAGAGUUGUGAAAAAGAAGAGGUUAGAUGGGAUGGUAAUGUUUGUGGAUGACAGUAAUAUGCAUAGUAUGGAGUUAUUUGAUGAGAUCCAGAGAGUAAAAUGGGUAGGUGCAGUUUCGGUUGGAAUUCUUGCACAUUCAGGAGGGUCUGAAGAAGGAGAUUUGUCUGUGGCUCAGACAGAGAACAGUGGGAAGAAUCAGAAGAAUUUGCAGAUGCUAGUUCAGGGACCAUCUUGUAAUUCGUCAAACCAUCUGGUGGGGUGGCAUACUUUCAAUGUGCUUCCACUUCAAGAGAGGAGGGCAAGGUAUGUUGGUGACAGGGGAGUUGUGCUGCCUAGGAAGCUGGAGUGGGCUGGAUUUAUCUUUAAUUCAAGGUUAUUUUGGAAGGAAGUAGAAGAUAAGCCGCAAUGGGUAAAGGACUUGGAUGAGGUUGGUAGGGAUGGAGACGAUGUUGAGAGUCCUUUAUCUUUGCUGAAGGAUGCUUCUUUAGUGGAGCCUCUAGGGAGUUGUGGGCGCAAGGUCAUGCUGUGGUGGCUGCGUGUUGAGGCUCGGGCAGACAGUAAAUUCCCUGCCAGAUGGAUAAUUGAUCCUCCAUUAGACGUUAUCGUCCCAGCAAAACGCACUCCAUGGCCAGAUGCUCAUCCCAAACUUCCAUCUUCUGGUGAAAAAGCAAUCAACAUCCAGGAUAACAUUGAGAAGCAUACAACCAAAAGCCAGACAACUAGAAGACGUGGAUCCCGGAACAAGAGGAAGCGCUCGGCAAAAGUAACAAUUGAACAAGUUACCACAAGAUCUCCAAAGACAAGAUUACUAUUCUUGUUGAGUAAAUACGCAAAGGCACGAUACACAUAG